Phalaenopsis equestris is the source of this 2300-nucleotide messenger RNA. RefSeq names its product WD repeat-containing protein 26-like. Lineage: Eukaryota; Viridiplantae; Streptophyta; Magnoliopsida; Asparagales; Orchidaceae. The transcript has 5 exons. The record is from RefSeq and is a predicted model, not a curated record. Gene Ontology annotation, molecular function: protein binding. Bases 309 to 2054 code for a protein of 581 amino acids.
GGCCUUUGGCCUCAUUUACUUCCAUCUUCUUCCAUCUUCUCUCAGUCCCCCUUCGGCUUACUUCUGAGGCCAACAAUAUAUUUUAGCCUCAAUCACAACAUCACAGGAGGGAGUAGGAGGUCUUCUUGCACACCAAGAAGGUUUUGUGUCGCUUUCUUUUACUCUCACCCUUUUGGGUGAUUCCUUCCUUCUAGCUCGAGAUUUUGAGGAUACCUAUUAUAGUCUGUUUUGUCGUUGUGCACGAGGAGCUGUUUGCCGGAUUUCCUUUCCGGCCUUUAUUGAAAAUAAAUGGGCUGAAUCUGUAUUUCAUGGGAGGUCUAGAUGAAACUGAACCACCUUUUAAACGUGUAAAAGGAUCUUCAGUUGAAUUGGACAGCAUUUCAAAUAAGUCAUCUCUUCAAGCUUCCAUUGUUAAUUUGGGAGGCCCAAUGGCUAGGCCUCUUCCAUCCUUAGUGAAAGAAGAUAUGGUUGGUUCUAAUGGUGUUAUUAAAAAGGUAGAAUUUAUUAGGAUUAUUACGAAAGCCUUAUAUUCUCUCGGUUAUGAGAAAAGUGGAAAGGUUCUUGAAGAGGAAUCAGGAAUAAAUUUAUAUUCAUCUACAGUAAGUCAUUUUAGAAAGCAAAUACUGGAUGGUAACUGGGAUGAAAGUGUUGCAACACUUCAGAAGAUUGGUUUAGACGAACAUAUUCUGAAAUCUGCAUCGUUUUUGAUAUGGGAAUAUAAAUUUCUUAACCAUCUUGAGAAGGAUGAAGUCAUGGAUGCUUUGAAGACGCUGAGAAGUGAGAUUGCUCCUCUCAAAAUUAACAUAAAACGUUUGCAUGAACUUUCUAGCUGUGUUGUAUCAUCCUCACGACAUGGCAUACUUGGUUUUGCAAAUAUGGAUAUUGAUUCUGAAAAAUUAGGAUUGAAGCUUCUAGAGGAAUUGCAUAAAAUUUUUCCUCCAUCUGUUAUGAUACCUGAGAGGAGGCUAGAGAAUUUGGUUGAACAGGCACUUUGUCUUCAAAGGGAAACUUGUUUCCUUCACAACUCCUUAGAUAAGUCACUUUCACUAUAUACCGAUCAUCAAUGUGGAAAAGACCAGAUACCUUCUAAAACACUCCAGGUACUGCGAGGGCAUGAUAAUGAAGUAUGGUGCUUGCAGUUCUCUCACGAGGGGAAAUAUUUAGCUUCUUCUUCCAAUGAUAAAUCGGUGAUCAUUUGGGAGGUCCAUGAUGAUGCAGAAGUUUUAUUGAAGCACACUCUAAAUGGUCACCAAAAGCCCGUCGUAACAGUCGCUUGGAGCCCUGACAACCGCUUUCUUCUCUCAUGUGGCAUGGAAGAAGCCAUCAGAUGUUGGGAUGUUCACUUGGGAGUAUGUUUGCGUGUUUAUGAAAAAUGCGGACUAGGCUUAAUCUCUUGUGUAUGGUCCCCAGAUGGGAAGCAGUUCUUCUCUGGUGUUACAGACAGAAGCAUUUCGUUGUGGGAUUUAGAGGGGAACGAAGUCGAAUGUUGGAAAGGGCAGCGGACAACGAAGAAUUCUGAUAUGGCUGUCACGAAAGAUGGCAGAUAUAUCAUAACAAUGUGCAGGGAAAUGACAAUACUAUUGCUUGACAGGGAAACGAGAAUUGAGAAAUUGAUUGAAGAGGAUCAAAUAGUCACUUCAUUCUCUUUGUCAAAGGACGAGAAGUUCCUACUGGUGAACAUAUUGAGCCAAGAGAUUCAUUUGUGGAGCAUAGCUGAUACUCCUAAGCUUGUAAUGAAGUAUGAAGGUCACAAACGCAGCAGGUUUGUCAUACGGUCUUGUUUUGGGGGAUUUGAUGAGUAUUUCAUUGCUAGCGGAAGUGAAGAUUCACAGGUCUAUAUCUGGCAUAGAAAAACUGGUAGUCUCAUCCAAGCCUUACCUGGGCAUUCUGGUGCAGUAAACUGUGUUAGCUGGAACCCAACAAACCCUCACAUGCUUGCAUCUGGGAGCGAUGAUCACACAAUUCGUAUAUGGGGAAUAAAACGAGUCAAUCUUAAGCGGAAGGAUACUUUAAGUAACGGAUUCAUCCACCAAUGCAAUGGAAUUAACAAAUGAUCAAUGAGGGAAGGGAAGAAGGAAAAAAUGGUGAGAAAAGUCCAGAGGAUAAAAGAAAAUUGGAGCUCAUUAGGUACCAGCUUUUCUUCAGCCAUUCCUUCAUUCAGCAAUGUACAUCUUUUUUAACCCUUUCAGUUAUCUGUUAUUUGAGGGGUGUCAAAUGGCAGAUAAACCUGUAUAAAUAUACCAAUGCUAAUUGUUAUUCUGUGACCAUUGAGCAUCUUUUCAAAUAUUUUUUUUCUUGUC